Molecule: messenger RNA, 1950 nt
Organism: Lingula anatina
Lineage: Eukaryota; Metazoa; Brachiopoda; Lingulata; Lingulida; Lingulidae
Product: tryptophan--tRNA ligase, cytoplasmic-like
Biological process (GO): tryptophanyl-tRNA aminoacylation
Cellular component (GO): cytoplasm
Molecular function (GO): ATP binding; tryptophan-tRNA ligase activity
Source: RefSeq, a predicted model, not a curated record
CUUCCUGCUGACGAAAGUGUGGUUCAACACUCGAACAGAUUUGCUAUAAAUGUGUUAUAAACAUUGAAUGAGAACUGCCAAACACUUCAUAGAUAACUUGCUCAACUUGAUAUUGACUAUUUGAUCUUUUGAUUGAUGCUGAAGAUACAAUUUUCUGGAGAAGAAGAAAUCCAAAGCACUUGAAUAUAUUAUAAGACCUACUGAACGUGUGGUAGAUCAAUGGCUGAUAGUGAUAGAGAAAAAGCUGCAAACGGCAUGGCAAAUUUAUCGGUUGGCGAUGGAACUUUGGACGUUAAAGUAGAGGAGUCAGAGGAUUUUGUUGAUCCAUGGAACGUAACCAGUUCUUCUGCCAAAGGGAUAGAUUACGAUAAAUUGAUAAAGAAGUUUGGUAGCUCAAAGAUUGAUGAUGUCCUGAUUGAAAGAUUUGAGAAGAUCACAGGAAAGCCAGCACAUCAUUUUCUGAAGAGAGGCAUAUUUUUCUCCCACAGGGAUGUCCACCAGGUGCUAAAUCUAUAUGAGCAGGGAAAGCCAUUCUUCCUGUAUACUGGUAGAGGUCCAUCAUCAGAGGCUAUGCAUUUAGGGCAUCUUAUUCCAUUCAUUUUUACAAAGUGGUUACAGGAAGUUUUUGAUGUGCCUCUGGUCAUACAGCUCACAGAUGAUGAAAAAUUCUUCUGGAAAGAUAUGAAACUAGAAGAAGCUCAAAGACUUGCUUAUGAAAAUGUGAAGGAUAUCAUUGCUUGUGGUUUUGAUGUGACAAAGACUUUCAUAUUUAGUGAUCUGGACUUUAUCGGUCAGUGCCCAGCUUUUUACCAAAACAUGGUAAGGAUACAGAGGUGUGUGACAUUCAAUCAAGUGAAAGGAAUAUUUGGUUUUGAUGACAGUACUAUCAUUGGCAAAAUUAGUUUCCCAGCCAUUCAAGCAGCACCAUCAUUCAGUUCAUCAUUUCCAUUCAUAUUUAAUGGGAAAAAAGAUGUUCACUGUUUGAUUCCAUGUGCUAUAGACCAGGAUCCUUACUUCAGAAUGACCCGAGAUGUGGCACCAAGACUAGGACUCCCCAAACCAGCUCUGCUGCAUUCUUCCUUCUUUCCAGCUUUACAAGGGGCUCAGACAAAAAUGAGUGCUAGCGAUCCAAAUUCAUCAAUAUUUCUUACGGACACUGACAAGCAAAUUAAGACCAAAAUCAACAAAUAUGCUUUCUCAGGUGGUGGGGCCACAAUAGAGGAGCACAAAGCCAAUGGAGGAGACUGUGAUGUGGAUAUAUCCUACCAGUACCUCAGGUUCUUCUUGGAAGAUGAUGAAAGACUUGACAAAAUAAGACAGGACUAUACCAGCGGAGAACUGUUGACUGGAUACUUGAAGAAAGAAUUGAUAGAAUUGUUGCAGCCUCUUGUCAGGGCUCAUAAAGAGAGACGACAGAAAAUCACAGAUGAACAGAUUAAAGAAUUCAUGACAUUAAGAAAGUUGAAGUUUGACUAUUAAUUAGUGUUUUUCAAUAUGGACUUUAAAAUGUCAUAGUCACACCAGGAGAAAUAGAUGGUUUGAAGAAAUGAAAAAACUACAAGCUUGUACAUGUUUGUAUGUAUUUGAUUUUUCCUAUUAUUUAUUUUUUGUACUUCUCUUAACUCCAGACAUAUCUGUUAAGGGAUCUAAAUGAGAUACAAACUUUGAGGUCUGGAUAUAUUUAAAUGCUGCAAAAUUGUCCAUUACAAUGAUCCCUCUUCAGCAAUCUUUAAAUAUGCCCUAACUGGGUAGCACGUUUAAAUAUACCAUGAAGGAUUAUGUAGAAAAAUUAAAAAUGCUUCUUGAUGUUUGAAAUCGUGCUUACAGGGGAAUAAGAAAAUACUAUUAAAAUGUCUCUUAAACUCAUGAAAAACUUGCAUGAAAUUCAAGGAAACAUUUACAAGAGACCAUUUGCUUUGUAAAAUCUGAAUAAAAAUUACUGAAAACUGA